Penicillium cinerascens is the source of this 537-nucleotide messenger RNA. RefSeq names its product mediator of RNA polymerase II transcription subunit 11. The transcript is spliced from 2 exons. Gene Ontology annotation, biological process: regulation of transcription by RNA polymerase II. The record is from RefSeq and is a predicted model, not a curated record. Gene Ontology annotation, molecular function: transcription coregulator activity. Bases 1 to 537 code for a protein of 178 amino acids. Lineage: Eukaryota; Fungi; Ascomycota; Eurotiomycetes; Eurotiales; Aspergillaceae. Gene Ontology annotation, cellular component: mediator complex.
AUGAGUGAGGAAUCCUCACAGGCGACGAGCUUCACCUCCGCGGAACGCAUUCGCCAGCUCAAUGAGAUCGACCAGGACGUUUCAAAACUCAUUCAUUCCGCCGGUCUGGCCAUCCAGGCCCUGACCAACGCAAAGCCGAGCACCCCGUCCUCCGAAGUCCCAGAUGGCUCCCUCGAAUCCCACAAGGCACAGUUUAAAGACGCAACACAACAAUACUUCGCUCUCCUAUCGUCUAUUGACGUUCGAUUACGUCGUCAGGUCUAUGCUCUAGAGGAAGCUUCUGUCCUGGCACCAGAUCCGGUUUCGCGAACGGGCGAUGCGACAGGCGCCGGUGCCGCAGGUGGAGCGGGCGCCGGGGCUGCGUCAAAUCCGCUGGAUAUUAGCUGGCUUAACAGCCGAAAGGAUACGGUUGGAAAGGACAAGGAAGCCGAAUUAUGGGCCGCCGCUCGUGGUUUUGUGGAGCAGCUGGAUAAGUCGGCGAGUAGGCAAAAGGACACUACCAAGUCGAAUAGCGAUUCUGAGAUGCAGGUCGAUUGA